Messenger RNA from Telopea speciosissima, 1385 nucleotides. Its product is annotated as ethylene-responsive transcription factor ABR1-like. Gene Ontology annotation, biological process: ethylene-activated signaling pathway; regulation of DNA-templated transcription. Lineage: Eukaryota; Viridiplantae; Streptophyta; Magnoliopsida; Proteales; Proteaceae. Bases 80 to 1351 code for a protein of 423 amino acids. The transcript is spliced from 2 exons. The record is from RefSeq and is a predicted model, not a curated record. Gene Ontology annotation, molecular function: DNA-binding transcription factor activity; DNA binding.
UCCUCAAAAGACUAAUUCAAUUUUUUCUGGUUUAGUUCGUAGAAUUUUCAUCAAGAGUCAGCGUUUGAAUUUAGGUUUGAUGUGCUUAUUGAAGGUGGCGAACCCAGGAGAGUAUGGAAGGUAUUCGACGAUGGUCGAUGAGAGAGACAACGAUGAAGGUUCCUCUCAACUACCACCGCCGCCACCACCACCACCACCACCACCACCAUCAUCGUUGCUACAACAGGGGAUUGUAACAGUAUCGGCGGCAUCGAUGUUUUCGGGUUAUAACCAAGAAAGAGAGAUGUCAGCGAUGGUUUCGGCUCUAACUCAUGUUGUUUCAGGUGAUAGAAGUACAGAAUGGAUGUAUGGUUCGGAUUUUAAUUCUUAUGUUCCAUCAAAUAUAAGUUCUGCUUCUGCUUCUGCUGCUUCACCUUCGUCUUCAUAUAUUACCACUUCUUCCUCACCUUCAUGGAGUGGUGGUGGUGGACAAAAGAGAGGACGUGAAGAGGAGACCAGUGGUCAGAUUCCUGAAUCACUUAUGAGGCUCUACAGAGGUUUUGGUGAUUUCAGCACUUCACAAGGAGAAUCAUCUUCUGGAGUUGCAGUAAAAGAAGAAGGUCAGAGCUCUAUGACGACACCUACUGCAGUGGCAACUCCAUCCAUUACCACUACCAGAGAAGAACAGACAGCUUCUCAUGGAGAAGGAGAGGGAGAGAGGAGGAGAAGAUAUAGAGGAGUAAGACAAAGGCCAUGGGGAAAAUGGGCAGCAGAAAUAAGGGAUCCACACAAAGCUGCAAGAGUUUGGUUAGGGACAUUCGAUACAGCAGAAGCAGCUGCAAGAGCUUAUGAUGAAGCUGCUCUUAGAUUCAGAGGAAACAGAGCAAAACUCAACUUCCCAGAAAACGUUAGAUUGACCCCUCCAACACAAGUUUCUCCAGCUACCCAAUUGACCAUUUCGAAUUCUCCAGCUACCCUUUUGCCAGCUUCUCAAACGCAUCAGCAAAUUAUGCAGUCUCAAGCGUUUCAGCUUCAAUUACAGACUUCAGACUUAACGAGAGAUUAUAAUGAAUAUUCACCGUUCCUUCAGAGCUCUCUAGAUUUUCAGAGACAACCCACGAGUCUGUUAGAGCAGAUGCUCUAUCCUUCAUCAUACGCUGCUGCUGCUUCGCAAUCUUCUUCUUCUUCUGUCGUACCAUCGUCUGCAUCUUUUCCUCUGCUUUUCGAUAGUCACCAACAGAUGGGUUAUUUCAGGUAUCCACAACAGAGUCGUGAUCAUGGUGGUGGUGGUGGUGGUGAUGAUGGUGCCUCAGGUUUUCCGACACUACCCUGGACGGAUUCCGAUCAUUAUCCCUCGUCAUCUUCCAGUUGAUUUGUAAUUUUUUUGGGGGUUUCUGUUUGCAAUU